Saccharomyces kudriavzevii IFO 1802 is the source of this 2349-nucleotide messenger RNA. It is a transcript of the gene EFR3, whose product is annotated as Efr3p. The transcript has a single exon. Bases 1 to 2349 code for a protein of 782 amino acids. NCBI's taxonomy places the organism in Eukaryota, Fungi, Ascomycota, Saccharomycetes, Saccharomycetales, Saccharomycetaceae. Gene Ontology annotation, cellular component: plasma membrane. Gene Ontology annotation, biological process: protein localization to plasma membrane. The record is from RefSeq and is a predicted model, not a curated record.
AUGCAAUUGUCUAUGCGGAUGAUGUUCACACCAAAACAUCAGAAACUGGUCAAUCAAUGUUAUCCUACAGGAAGAACCACCGAUAAGAAGCCCAAGUCUUCAGAAACUUCAUAUUUGCUAUAUUAUGUUAAUUCUAGACGUAGCAAAUUGGAAAAGGUCAGUACUUACUUAAUUAAACGGUCCAUUUCUGACCUAAACCAUCGUCGUAUAGGAAAUAUCGCUGUCACAUUAGAUCUGAUGAGUAGAAUUGUGCUGCAUUGUAGGGAAAAUUUGAACGUGUUUGUCAAAGACUUUUUGUACAUUAUGAACAAAGUUCUUUCGAAUAACAAUUUCAACAACGAUGUAUCCGUCGUGGAAUUAGUAGAACUAGCAUUCGGUAGCAUAUGUCUGAAUUUGGACGACGUCUUGUGCAAUGGUGAUAUGGAAUUCGUCCAGUUAUAUCAAAGUUUUAUUGACCUAUUCUUCAAAAUAGUCGCUGAAAGAAUUCAUAACGAUGAUAUGCUUUUGAAAUGUUGUAUUGAUAUAUCAAACACAAACAGUGUCUCAAGUAAUCCUCAACUGAAUCACUUUGUUUCCAAAUCUGUUGCGUACAUUAUUUCCAAAUUUCAAGAGAGAAAUCCCAAAUUCAAAACCCUAUCAUUGGAACCAGCUGUUGACAGUAAUUUAGGCAAAAGACUAAGUCGAACACAAACUCGGACAAUGGGAUUAGAUAAAGUUGCCGAUGGCAAUGAUGAUCUCUCUGUAAGAGCUUUACAAUCUUAUUUUAACACGACUGAAACAGAUAAAUUAAACCUAUCCAUUCGCACUUUGUUACGUUGUCUGCAAAACACGCCUAAUAAGGAGCUGCUAGAAUUUAUAUGUAAUGGUAUACCCGUUCAGCUUCGAUAUAUCGUUAUUCUCCUUUUAGUCAGGCAGCUAAAUGACAAGGAUAAAAAAGUGGAUCCGAUCGUUUCUUUAAAAUUGAUGUCAUCAUUACUUGUUUCUGAUGUCAGUAUAGUGGGUUUAAGUGUUCUUGAUGUGAUGAGGAAGCUUUUAAAUUUUCAGUUGAAAAAUGCAACUGAUAAGGAAGUUGUGGAACAAUCUUGUAUUACCAUGACAGAUCUCAAUCAUAAAACUUAUUAUGCCGAACAGACUUCAGAUAUGUUAUAUGAACUACUGCUAAAGUUGAAAAGUGACACUAUUAAUGAAGUAGAAAAUAAUGCAGUUGUGGAAGACGUUGAUUUUCUAGUUGAACGUAUUUCGCAGCCAAGUAUCAGUUUAGAACUGUUCAUUGACCUGGCCCAUUACAUGAAAAAUCAUAUUAUAUGUUUGUUUACCAUUGUGCAAACUGAGAUUCCAACUGGAUUCGUCUUUUCGAAAUUGUAUUCAUUAUUACGUGAACUGGAUUCACAUGGUGUGCAAAAAGAAAUGAUGAAAGAGAUCUUUGAUAAAUAUGGCAAAAUGGCACUACUGUCCGGUUUGCAUUAUUUCUUGGAGAACUUUUCUGAGCCUGAAUAUACUUAUUAUUUGUACCAUUUGCAAGCGGCCAACUUCCUUAAACUAAAUGACUAUAAAUCGCAAACUGAAUACAAAAUGCAGACUAAAAUGUUGUUUACCAGGGAAGAUUUAUUAUCCUACUAUUCUGAUACAGGAUCAAAUAAGUAUAGCAAGAGGGGAGCACAGAUCUUAAUGUCUCGUGAUAGCCAGAUUUCUACUUCUGAUCUACUAUCGGACCCUCAGGUUCGAACUACAUCUUUAGAUUAUAGGACUGCGCCUAAUGCGAUUCUUUCAAACAACAAUGCAAUAUCCAGCAAUAAAGAUUUUGCUAUAAAACAAAGCAGAUUUGACAAUAGUAUAGAUGAUAAUAUAGACGAGGGUAAUGAUACUGUCACUUCUGAUGCUAAUGUAAAGGGUAGUAUCUAUAGAUUUGUUGCUGACGAUGCUAGAUCGUGGAAAACAAUGAGAGCUACUGCACCAAAAGUCAGCGACCUAAAAAAAACGAUGAAUGAAAGAAAUACUCUAAAUAGUGUGAAUAGAGAUGGGUCCGUCCGGGGUUCUCAAUCAGUGAAAUCUCGCGUCACUAAUAUUACAUUUUUAUUAAGUGAAUUAAAGACUUUUUCAGAGGACGCUAAUAAAAUCAAAGAUCCUGAUGAAGAAAAUAUUGUCGGUCUAGAUAAAAUUGACGUUGCUAGAUCAAAUUCUCUGCGACUCGCACCAAUAUCUAGUCUUUCCGAUCGAAGCAGCAUCGGAAAUAGAAGAUCAUUAUUACAAAAAACGCCAGUCAAUGAAGAUCAAUUCGACGACUUUAAAGACGCAAAUGAAGACUUACAUUCCUUGAGCUCAAGAGGUAAAAUAUUUUCUUCGACCUGA